AGCCGCAACAUGGAGAACGCCAAAGCUCUGGCCGACAGCGGUGGCAUCGAGAAGCUGGUGGACAUCAGCAAAGGACGAGGGAAAGGGUACUCAAUGAAAGUAGUAAAGGCUGCUGCUCAGGUGUUAAAUACACUGUGGCAAUACAGAGAGCUGAGGAGUCUCUACAAACAGGACGGAUGGAACUACACUCACUUUGUCACCCCAGUGUCCACCCUGGAGAGAGACCGCUACCGUUCCCAGCCCACCCUGCCCACCAGCCCUCUGCAGAUGUCCCCUGUCAUCCAGUCAGGUGGCAGUGCAACAUCCUCGCCGGCCAUGCUCGGGAUAAGAAGACACAGCUCAAACUACCAGAGGGCGCAGUCAUCUAUGCAACUCGACACGUAUUACGGAGACAGUUUACACAAACGGCAGUACACAGGGUCAGAGAAGAAAACUCCUUAUUUCAUUGGGACAUAUUCCUCCCAGUCAGGAGAGGAUAUAAGAAGAUCACAGCUCCCAGAGCCAUUCUACGACGAACCCGACAGGAAGAACUACAACAGCUACAGAAUGUACCUGUCGUCACCUCAAGGCUACGGCGAGGAGCGCUACGAGGACGAAGCGGUCCACCUGCCGUCCUCCCCCGACGGCUAUGCCACCCAGUCGCUCCGAUUCAAAGCCAACACCAACUACGUGGACUUCUACUCCACCACGCGGAGGCCUUCCAACAGGGCGAACAAGUUCACCGGGUCCCCCGACUCCUGGGUGUAGGCACAAACCAAACUCACACGCAGUGUGCGUCCAGCUUUACCGUGCGUUUCCGUGAGUCUUUGUGCGUGGGGAGUGCACUGUACCGUUUGUUUUGCUGAGAAGUUGCGGAUGCAUGUGAAUCUGUGUUGAAAAUGGGCUGAGAGAACAGGAUGGAAUCGCUGCCGGUUUCAUGAAGUCAGAAAGUAAGUAGGAAAAUUCAGUAUGUUAUCAGUUUAAACUGAAGGAGUUUGGUUUAGUUUGAUUGUUUGAGCCAAUCAGACACGCAUGAGGGGAAAAACGUCUCAAAACUUCAAAUGAACGCAUCGUUCCUGACACGUUUUCAGCCAUACUUCUGCGAAAAAGCAUUUUCUUCCCUAAAAAUGUGUUUUGUUUUACAAUUAUAGAUAAGUUGGAUUCAUACCGACUUUCUUUAUGAGAAAAAUCAACAUAUAAAAAAAGGCUUUUUUCAUAUAACAGAUGAGUUAAUUGAGACCUUCUAACAGCUACAUUUAUUUUCUAUCCUCCUGUAAUAGUUAGCUGCACUGCAGUUUUAACCCUCUUUUAAUUUAGAUUGAGUUUGCUGCGCUAGGGAUGCUGCUUACCUUUCCUGAAAUCAGCAAUAAUACACAAUCAAUGCAAACUCAUUUAUGAGCUUCACAAAAAGAAAAGUGUUGCAUAAAAAGUAGGAGGCUCUUCUUGUGCUGUGUGUAUAUUUGGUUCUUUUGGAAUUAAAUACUUGGAAUAAAUUUGAAAUGGUUAAACGGCAUUUAUCAAAUUUGUAAUUGUAUGACAAAUUUUACUCCAAAACAAAAUUUAAAACCUAAAUGCAGCCUUCUAGAUUCCCUAGGUAUCAGAGUUUGUGGGGGAAAUCUCUGAAAAUCUCUUUUUUGUUUCUAUGUUGCAAGAAUUUUAAGAGCCUUAUGUUUGUCUAUUUGUCACAAGGUGCAUUUGGUAAGAUAAAGGACAUGAAAAAAGAACAAAGCAGCCCUGACGUCACUGUUUACUGGAGUGUUUGUUCAUGUUAACGGACUCAUUUUCCUCCGCAGUCAAAAUGUGAAGUGUGUUGGCUUUAUAACAUAGAUAUCGUCUGCCACCGUUUCACGGACACGAGAGAGAACGAGGUUGUUGCAGCCGGGAAUUCUGGGAAAAGCUGAGAUUUAUCCAAACGAGAACAAAAGAGGCCCGGACAAAAAAAAAACAGGUUUGGAGACACCCAUCAUCACUCUGGGAAACCUUUAAAGACUGAAACUCAUCACUUCAUGUUGGCCACAAGUGCAGUAACUAUAUCAUAAAGUAUGUGAAAUAUGUGCAAAAAAAAAGUGAAAAUCUAUUUGUACAGAUACACUUAAAUAACUGUCCUGUUACAUUGUUGUAUUCAAUAUGUAGAAAUUUCUAUGUGAUUGUGAGGAUAAGAUUUUUCUAUUAUUUAUUGUUUACUUUGUAUCGAUUUAAUCGUGAUCUGACCAAAAUACACCAUCUGUCUGUUUUGUCCAGAAACGAUGACAGUAAUGUGUAACGUUAAAGAGGGAAAAUAUAUGUAUAGGGAUUAAAGAAUAUAUCACAACAGUC
This is a messenger RNA of Poeciliopsis prolifica (blackstripe livebearer), 2295 nucleotides long. RefSeq names its product plakophilin-4-like. The transcript has 6 exons. Gene Ontology annotation, biological process: cell-cell junction assembly; cell-cell adhesion. The record is from RefSeq and is a predicted model, not a curated record. Gene Ontology annotation, molecular function: cadherin binding. NCBI's taxonomy places the organism in Eukaryota, Metazoa, Chordata, Actinopteri, Cyprinodontiformes, Poeciliidae. Bases 10 to 747 code for a protein of 245 amino acids. Gene Ontology annotation, cellular component: adherens junction; nucleus; cytoplasm.